CUAGCGGGACUGAAGUGAAAAGUUAGUCCAAAACAUUCCCAGGCAGAUUGAUUUAAACGGUGUUAAACAGCCUCCAGCAGGGAAAAACAAACAAACAAAAGGGUAAAACACUGGAUUUUUGUUGAAAAUUCUGCAAAACUGGUACUAUCAGUAAAGAUGUACUUAAUGAAAGGAGUUAAGUGGUGCAGUCCUGUAAGUCAGAUGGGCAAAGUAACAGGAAGCUUGUUUAAAGCACACACAUUAAAGAACAUAUUGGGCAUCAAUGAACAACAACUCAAAAUUUCACGUGCAUCAUCUCAACUUAGUUCUGAAAAGGCAAACUCUUAUAACUAUGUCAUUGUUGGAGCUGGAUCAGCAGGGUGUGUAUUAGCCAACAGACUGACAGAAGACCCUCUCAGUACUGUGCUCCUUUUGGAAGCAGGCCCUAAAGAUACCCUUCUAGGCAGUAAAAGACUGAUGUGGAAGAUUCACAUGCCUGCUGCAUUAACAUACAACCUCUGUGAUGAGAAAUAUAACUGGUAUUACCACACAACACCCCAAAAGCACAUGGACAACCGAGUGAUGUACUGGCCCCGAGGGAGAGUGUGGGGUGGCUCCUCUUCCCUCAAUGCUAUGGUUUACAUCCGAGGGCAUGCAGAGGAUUAUAACAGAUGGAACAGGGAAGGGGCUACGGGAUGGGACUAUGAACAUUGCUUGCCCUAUUUUAAGAAGGCACAGACACAUGAACUGGGGUCAAAUCAGUACAGAGGUGGAAAUGGACCUCUGCACGUGUCGAGAGGGAAAACAAACCAUCCUCUUCAUCAAGCAUUCCUGGAGGCAACCCAGCAAGCUGGGUAUCCCUUCACAGAUGAUAUGAAUGGCUAUCAGCAAGAAGGAUUUGGCUGGAUGGACAUGACUGUACAUCAAGGUCAAAGAUGGAGCACAGCUAGUGCUUAUCUUCGCCCAGCCAUAUCACGCCCAAAUUUGUCAGUUGCAGAGAAGACACUUGUAACAAAAAUCUUGUUUCAAGGAACAAAAUGCAUUGGUGUUGAAUAUGUGAAAAAUGGGCAAACGGAAAAGGUUUUUGCCAAUAAGGAAGUUAUUUUAAGUGGAGGUGCCAUAAAUUCUCCACAGCUGCUUAUGUUGUCUGGAAUUGGAAAUGCAGAUGAUCUAAAAAAACUGGGGAUCCCUGUUGUUUGCCAUCUUCCUGGAGUAGGCCAGAACCUUCAAGAUCAUUUAGAAGUGUAUGUCCAGCAAAAGUGCACCAAGCCUAUUACUCUGUAUAGUGCACAAAAGCCACUUAACAUGAUGAUGAUUGGUCUGGAAUGGCUUUGGAAAUUUACAGGUGAGGGAGCCACUGCCCACUUAGAAUCUGGUGGUUUCAUCCGAAGUGAACCAGGGGUUCCUCACCCCGACAUUCAGUUCCACUUUCUUCCUUCUCAGGUGAUUGAUCAUGGUCGGGUUGCUUCCACAAUGGAAGCUUACCAGGUCCACGUGGGACCCAUGAGGAGCACAAGUGUGGGCUGGCUGAAGCUGAAGAGUACAGACCCCAAUGACCAUCCUAUCAUCGAGCCCAAUUACCUGUCAACAGAAAGAGAUAUUUGGGAAUUCCGCCAGUGUGUCAAAUUGGCCAGAGAGAUCUUUGCUCAGAAAGCUUUGGAAAAAUUUUGUGGGCCUGAAAUUCAACCGGGAAGCCACGUUCAGUCUGACAAAGAAAUAGAUGCUUUCAUAAGGCAGAAGGCUGAUAGUGCUUAUCAUCCUUCCUGCACCUGCAAAAUGGGUCUGCCUUCAGACAGCAGCGCUGUAGUUGAUCCCCAAACAAAAGUCAUUGGCGUUGAAAACUUGAGAGUUGUCGAUGCUUCAAUAAUGCCCAGUGUUGUCAGUGGAAAUCUGAAUGCCCCAACUAUCAUGAUAGCAGAGAAAGCUGCAGAUAUAAUUAAGGGCCUCCCGUCACUUCAGGAGAAAAACGUUCCUGUAUAUAAGCCCAAAACCUUGGAAUCACAGAGAUAAAGGAAUAUUCUCAUCCUUUCACAUCUUUUGCUACUUAGACUUUGAUCAGCAUGUGAGGGUCUCAUACUGAACAUGCCAACAUGAUAAAUACAUAAAUACAAAACAACAUAUCCUAAUAAAAUAACUAUUAAUUUGAACUUUUUUUUUUAUUAUUAGACUACCUGCCUUUUUUUUUUUUUAAUGAGCUGGCUUAAAUUGCUUAUUUUAGAAUUACAGAAUCAUAGAAUAUGCUGAGUGGAAAGGACCCAUCAGGACCAUUGAGUCCAACUUCUGACCCUGUGCAGGCCACCCCAAGAAUCACAAGUUAAGUUAAAUAUGACCUCCUGUGGUAAAUUCAAACUUUUUGUUGAAGAGAAGCUGUUUCUAAAUGAGAGGUGUGCACAUGAGCCAGAAAUACUGUGCAAUUGCAUGAGGAAUGGAAGAUAUUAAUGUGUGCUAUUUUGAAAAUCAUUAUGGUCUGCCUUGUAAUUUAAAGGAAGAGUUUUAACUGCUGUGAGAAUAUUACCCAGGCUAAUGGCUAGUCAGUUAUCCCCACAUCCUGCAAGGAAUGCUUAAGUAAAUGUAAGCAUUUAGGCAAUUUCAGAUUCACAAGCCAAAGUGGUUUGUAUCAGAAUUCAUAGCAAAGAGAGGAACCUGCUCAGAGUUUGUUAAAUGUUGUGUCUACGAGAGGAACACAUGGUUUACAAAUUCACACUGAAGAUGAGAUUUCAUUAUACUCAGCAGUCUUAACUGUAUAGUAUUCAGGAAGAAGACAUACAUUGCAUAUAUCAGAAGCUUAUUCUUUAAAAAAAUGCAGAGCUGGAGCUAAUAUUUAUAAAAAUAUUUAUAAAAAUGUAACAGAAAACUGGAAUUUCUCCUUGUUUGUUUGUGGUUUGUUUUUUUUUUUUCCACAAGGAGCUUAGUAGAAUUCUAUUCACAAUUUAAGCUGAUUUAGUUGUACUACUUUAUCAUUUGGGACAGUAACAGAUCUGCACUUUCUGUAACAUCCUUAAAGUUACUGGUCUUAGCUCUAAGAUUAUUGUUUGCAAAAGAUAUUUCUCAACAAAUAUUGUGAAUAGUGCCUUGCUAUCAAUAAAAUUUAAUUAAAAAAAUUACAGCCAAACUACAUUUAAAAUGAAAUGUUAUUCAAAAUAACUGCAUAAGCUGAUAAUAUGGGAAGAGAUCUUUUUAAAUUAGAAGACACGUAUUUUAGUCAGUGAAUCCAUUUUAGUUAGGACUUAAAUCUUAAUUUUAUUAUCUUCAAAUGUGUAAAUUAAGCUACAUGAUCUUUCAUGGCUGUUUUCUGUGUCAAUCUAACUUUCAGGUACUGAU
Pseudopipra pipra is the source of this 3300-nucleotide messenger RNA. It is a transcript of the gene CHDH, whose product is annotated as choline dehydrogenase. Gene Ontology annotation, molecular function: choline dehydrogenase activity; flavin adenine dinucleotide binding. The record is from RefSeq and is a predicted model, not a curated record. Gene Ontology annotation, cellular component: mitochondrial inner membrane. NCBI's taxonomy places the organism in Eukaryota, Metazoa, Chordata, Aves, Passeriformes, Pipridae. The coding region runs from base 157 to 1989 and encodes 610 amino acids. The transcript has 8 exons.